AUGGAGACGGCCUCCCGGCUGUCCCUGCUGCAGCGCCACCGGGCGGCGCGGGAGCAGCUGGUGAGCGCGGCCCAGGAGCCCUCGCCGUCGGGCAGAGGCGGAGGAGGCGCGGGCGGAGCGGCGGCGUCGGCGCCGGGCAGUGCGGCGGCGCGGCAUUUCUGCGCGGCCAGGGUGGAGAGGACAGUCAGCGCGGGCCGGAAGCGGCCGCUCUCCGCGCUCCCCCGGGCCGGCGGCGCCUGCGCCGCCGGCAGCCGCUCGGUGGUUGGUGUGCGACCAGCCAGCGCCAGCGGUGUGCGGGAGCGCUUUGCCGAGGUGCCCGAAAGGAAGACAGCAGGUGAGCCGACUACAAGCCCGGAGCGUGAUCUGCCGAGCCAGGGCCCGGACCUGCUGGCGUUUGGCAAGUUCGGUCCGGCACCGCCGUUGCCACCACUGCCGUCCGGUGGCCUCCAGGACAGCGCUCCCCAAAGCGGUGGCCAGGAGACCGAUGAGGAUUUCACCCCGGAGGAGCGGCAGUUGGAGCAGGAGUCGGAGGAGGCGCUGAACCAGCUGGAAGCCCUGGAUGCAGCAGUGGAGGCCUUGCGCCUAAAGCUAGAGGUGGCCAAGGAGGACGUGGAGUCCUCCUCCACAGAGCUGCGGCAGCUCCGAGCCGCCAAGCAGAGCUGGGCGCAGGCUGCGGAGGAGAGCCGUAAGGAGCUGGCAGAUCGGGAGCACCGCCUGCAGGAGUUGCUGGCUGUGCUACCGGCAGAGGAGCCUGAAAAGGAGUUGGAGGCUCGAGCAGUCGAGAGGCUUCGCGUGCUGCAGAAGCAGACCGACCGGCUACAAGAGCAGGUGCGGUCUCAGCAGCAGCUGCUGAGCCAACGCUGCGAGGAGCGCCAAGUCUUGGAAGUACAGGUGGAGGGCCUCGCCAAAGAGCGGGACGAGCAGAAGUCGCUGCAGCAGAAGGCGCGAAGCAGCUGGCGUGCGGCUGAGGCGCAGCUGAAGGCGAAGGAGGAGGCGUUGGCGGCCUGGACGCAGCGCCGCCACGACUUGGAGAAGGCCCAGCUGCGGAUGCGCGCGGAGGUGCGGGGCCUCAAGGCCCGCCUGGCGGCUGCAGAGGCACGCGUCAAGUGCUUGGCGUGGGGAACCCACUAG
Messenger RNA from Effrenium voratum, 1131 nucleotides. Lineage: Eukaryota; Dinophyceae; Suessiales; Symbiodiniaceae. The record is from the annotation of a GenBank genome assembly.